UUGCGUUGCGUUCGGUGCCGCACAUUGGGGAUGGUUAUGUACGCGCUUGCCGUCUGUAUCGCGCGUUUCGUAAUUCGCGUAGUGCCGCAUUUGAAAAGUUUGUGUCCGGCUCGAUGAACCAACUAAAUUUAAACGUAUAAGUCUGCAAAUCAAAAGAUAAAAACAUCUUAUCUUGUUUAUCAACGUACAAUAAACACAAAUAGUGUUAUGCGUGGUUUAACUUGACCAAAACUUAAAUUAAAACAUUUACAUGAAGUACAAGACGGUUGAUUCUUAAUAAUAACAAGUAAGAAUGUGAUAAGUGCGAAGAUUGCAAGUGUAAUCAGGAUCCAAUAUGAAGUGGGCAAGUCACGUCCUCGCAAUUCUGCUCUUCAUAAACGAAAUUUGCAGAAGCUGCAGCCUGACAAAUCUUCGCCUAACCGUGCCACGAGCCGUCCGUGUGGGCCACUCCGUCACAUUGCAAUGCGACUAUGACCUGGAGGAAGCACCGCUUUACUCGGUCAAGUGGUAUCGCAAUUCGGACGAGUUCUAUCGGUACGUGCCGAAGGAAGCACCACCUACAAGAGUUUUCCCAUUGCCUGGCCUUCACGUUGAUGUGUCCGUCUCGAACGCCAGGAAGGUGACGCUGCUGUCGGUCGGUCGUCCAUUGUCCGGAUUAUUCCAAUGCGAGGUGUCGGCGGACGCUCCGCUAUUCCACACCGAAAUGAAGUCUGCGCCGAUGACGGUGGCCGUUGUUCCUGACGGUGUACCAGCGGUGACUGUGGAUCGUGCAGGGUUGGAAAGAGGCGGCCCACUCAUAGCAGAAUGCAAGGCGCCGCCAGCGUCACCUGCGCCCAAUCUCACGUGGUAUGUCAACGAUCAAAGGGUGCCGGGUUCGACGUCGGCGUCGAUUAUUAAAGACAGCGAGCUGCUGGAUACUGCCAACAGUAGAUUAGAACUGACCGGCGUGGGCGGCAGUUGGGGCGCCAUCAGGUUAAGGUGCGAAGCGACCCAGUUCCGUCUCUACCGCGCCAACAGCGUGGAGGUGGAGGUCAAGCCGGAUACGCCGCAACCCGCUUCUGUAUUACUAAUGGGUCGCAGUCUUAACGUUUCCCCCAGCGUGCACCCGGCUCUUGCAAGCCGUCGUCUCGCGCUGCUGCCGUCGACGUCCUUUCCGGUGUAGUACAAACACUACGAUAGUGAUGUGCUUAAAACACACAUUCGACGACGAAACUACUUGUAGUCGAGGAGACUGCCAACGGGCGACUCAAUUGCCGUCGCGAAUGGGCUCGGAGAAGCUCAAAGAUUUCUGCCGCAAAGUACUGGAGUCGUCGUCGACAAUCGAAUAAAACUGUAUAGGUAUUACAUAAACUUUAUUUAAAAUUGCAAAUUGAAUUUCUUUUCUCCCAGGGAUACGGCGAUGGCCUGAAUGCGCUUGAUUAUUCGUUUUGGUAUAGAGAUUUACGGAAAUCGUAAACCAAAGGUAAAUUGAAUGUUUUAUGAAAACUUUAAACGGUUAAAGUCUACGUCCAUUUCGUCUAUUCUAGAUCCUCCUCCCAGAUGUCCACUAACUGGUGAGUUUUGGAACUAAUAUAGACUAUUAAAAUUAUUGACAUGUGAGAAUUUAAAAAAUGGUCUGUGUGAAAACAUAAUUUAAUUUUAAUCCUCUCUUCUUUAUGUUACAGUUUAAAAGUAUGUCAAUCGGAUAGAAGACUUGCACUAGAAGAAGAUAGGUCUGCGAAUAUUCGAGAUCAAAAAUAUUCGAGGUCAUUGUUUAGGUGCGCGCAAUAUUUGUAUGUAAACAUUUACGGUGUUCAGCGCGCGUAUCGCAAUACUGAUAGUGACCGCGUGUUGCCGACGUUAGCUGUGUGCAGAUCAGUGGCACAUUCAGUGUAAUUUCGGUCACCGGGUGGACCGCGUGUGUUCAUCGCGACUUAUUUUGUUUCUUCAGAACAUAAUUAAGUACAUCCAUUGUUAGUUAAUAAAGAAUAGGCGACAUGAACCGGAGUCGGGCGUGAUCGAGGUUUCACAAGUGCGAUGGGAUGAGUUGUGUUUUUACCAAUCGCGAAUUGAUAUUCAGUUCACGCGUGUGUGGUUCCGUCGGCUGACAGUUAUCUUCUCACAUCUAGCAAUAACUUGGAUUAAAAUAAGUUCCUGCAAAUAGACAUGGCGGGUACUCAUGGAAGAAGUUUGUAAGGCCACGAACCAUGGAGUUUACAAUAUGACGGUAGUAUUGGAGAUGCGCGUAUUUUAAGGCAAGUCUUUACUGCUGCGGGAUUUGAUACCCGUCAAUAUUUCUUUAUUUAAAAAAUGAAUAUAUUGUUAAAUAUAAUUAAUAAAACACUAUUUAAAAUUUCAA
This is a messenger RNA of Dalotia coriaria, 2338 nucleotides long. RefSeq lists its product as uncharacterized. NCBI's taxonomy places the organism in Eukaryota, Metazoa, Arthropoda, Insecta, Coleoptera, Staphylinidae. The record is from RefSeq and is a predicted model, not a curated record. The transcript has 6 exons. The coding region runs from base 335 to 1162 and encodes 275 amino acids.